UAGUCACGUCAAGGUUGUGGUGCAGCAGGUGCGCUACUCACAAAGCUGUGGUACUCUGCAUAUCUUAACAUUUAAAAUAGAAACACGAACACUCCUAGACAUGGGUAACUGAAAGGAUGUUCCCUGAGGCAAGAUGUGGAGGCACGCAGCGGCUGCACUCUGCUGAGUACUGGUACUGAUGAUGGUUAUGUUCAGACUUGGGAAUGAAGCGAUCUCUAGAGCAGGAGGGAUGGGAGCCUCCCCAACAACAGGUGGCUCAGAAGCAGCCCAGGACUGAUGCAUCCACAACAGCUGGCCUCCUGCAGCUCAGAAGUGAGGAGACCCAGAAGUGUUCUUCUUCAGGAUCUCUCCCUCACACUUCAGCUACCAUAGUACCUCCUGCAGACUCUGAGGCUCACUCAGAUCCUUCUUGCUUAUUAAAAGCAGGGAAAGCAAGUGUCAGUUUGCCAUUGAAAGUGGAUAUUGCAUCUGAAUCAGUUACUUCUUCACCUGCAGCUGUAACAUGCUCUGAGGCAGCUCUUUCUCAGGCAGCUAACAAUUUAAGGGCAAGUACAGCUCAAAGUGAGGGUGUUAAUGUUUUCGAUUCAAUUAACUCUGCUACGUCAGUUACCACUGUCCCACUACUUCCUGAUGCAAUAGCAGAAAUUCAGCAAAAGGACACAGAAUUUACUACCGCCAACUCAGCAGAGUUCACGGCAACUACUAAAGCUGACCACGUGUCACCACUGGUGUCUGCUGUAACUACCUUAACACAGGAAUCUGUAUUAACUUCAGCACAAUCUGCUCAUCAAACUGAAACUCAGGUAACAUUAGCAAGUACUUCAAGCUCUCAGGAGUCAGCACCCAUUGUGUCAUAUUCUCCAGUGGCCACAGAAGGUGCUGCUUUACCUACAACAACUUUCAUAACAGCAGCAGCUGUUCGCAUAACAGCCACCACAUCAUCACUGUGCACAGUAACUACUACUCAGUCAGUAGCAUCUAUAGCAUCUAUCCUGCUUACCACUUCUGUCACAUCAACAACACCCACAGCAGCUACUACAUCACCUCUGGCAUCUACAUCAGCAGAGGCAGCAUUUAUAGCAAGUACCAAAGUAAUAGCUGUGAACUCAUCUGGCGAGACAAGGGUGGUAUCUCCUGCCUCAACAGAUGCAGAAGCACAUCCUCCCAUAUAUUCAUCAGGAGAUACAGUUCAACAUGAGGCAACACCUCUGGGGACCACUUCAGAAAUAUGUGAAGAGAAUAUUGAAAAUAGCUCCAGAGAUGAUCAACCAGCCACUGGUUUCAGAAAUGGUCCUAUAUCACCGGUAACAGCAUCCUCCUCCUCAUCAACAGAUACACCAGGCACUACUGCUUCUUGUAAUGCAAGUGCCUUGGACACAUCUGCACCUGCUGCAGUACCAUGCUCUUCCUCAUUUAGUAUGUCAUCACCUUUAUUGUCACAGUCAACUGCAACCAAAUCCAUCUUCCAGGUCUGGGUUUUCCAUCCCACUCUCAUCUACCUCUGCUACUACAUCACAGCCCUCUCCCUCUGCUGCUCUUCCUUCCAGUUCUCUGAGACCUCGUGCCCUCUCUUCAGAUUCUUCUUCAGACUCUUCCACAGACUCCAUAGGUGUGGUGCCAGCAGGAGAUGGCUCCACCCACCAUACUCUAGGACUUUCCACACCUUCCACCUCUGUGUUCCCUUCAUUACUAUCUGAAUCUGGUGGCCUCACCCUUCAGGAAGGUCUCCCAUCAGCAUCCAGUUUGCUUACUGGUUCACUAGACUCACUCCCUCUUGAUGAGUUUGUUGAGAUGCCUCAGGAGACUCCAGAGUCAUCCUCACAGUUGCCACCACCAUCUUCAGCCAGUCUGCAACUGCCUAGUGCUGCAGUGCCUGAAGGGGAGUCAGAUUGUCCAGUGCAGAGUCCCUCCCAGCAGGACAUAACACAUAGGCUUGAGAAUACAGCACAAGGAACAUUUGGUUCCUUGCUUACUUCUGCACCUCUUACAACUGAUGAGGAGGAUACUAUGGAAAUGCAUUUCAUUAGUAGAGAUGAAGAGCGCAAGGGAAAAAGAGAAAAAAAUUCUCCAGUCAGGGAAAGUACCACCUGCUGGGUCUGCCGUGCCCAAGGGUCAGUUACGACAUGCAGGCCCAUACCUGCUGGGUCCAAGACUUGGCACUUCACCUGUGUGCUCCAUUGUCCAGUGUUUGGCUCGCAAACGGAACACAGAAAGUUUCUACACUCUCAAGAUUCUGACAGUGCGAGAGGUUGGGGAGGAGAGUCCAAGAUGAUAGGCAAGGCAAGAUGCUACUUCACACAGAGCAUUCCCUUGCUGUCCCUGCUUUCAGGCCAGCAUGGAGUGAUACAGCACCAUGGUCUCUUUCAGGACUAUGCCUUUGGUGUGCGUGAGCAGGGUGGCAGCAACAGCAGCGGCAGCAGCAGUGGAAGUGGUCGUAGUGGUGGGUUGGUAUCGACUGGGAACCUUGUGAGGCGAGUGUGUUUGGUGCUGGACUGUGUCACACCCCAAGACUACUGCCCGCACACUGCUGACUUAAUUAACCUGCAACAUUAUGUCAUCACCAAGAAGAAGCUGGUGGAGAGACAUGCCCUCACUAUCUUUUACAACAUUGUCUCUGUUGUGCUCAGUCUGCAUGAGCAAAAUGUGGUGCACCGUGACUUGAAGCUUGGCAACCUGGUGCUGCACAGAGCCACCCAUGAGAUCAUCAUCACCAACUUCUGCUUAGGCCAACAUCUGCCCUCAGAGAAGGACCGUCUUAGGGACCAGCGUGGUUCCCCUGCAUACAUCUCACCAGAUGUGCUCAGUGGCAAGCCUUACCUUGGGAAGCCAUCAGACAUGUGGGCGCUGGGAGUGGUGCUGUUCACCAUGCUUUAUGGUCACUUCCCAUUCUAUGAUGUCCAGCCCCAGGAGCUCUUCAGGAAGAUAAAAGCUGCCCAGUAUACGCUUCCCAAAGGAGAGAAGAUGGUGAGUGAGGCUACCAAGGAUGUCAUCAGGGGCCUUUUGGUGUUGGAUCCCAACCAACGCUUCACUUGCAAACAAGUGCUUACCAGACUCACCACCAUCGUUUCUGGUCCCAUUGUGGAGAACCCACAGUAUACAAUGUGGACCACAGAUGGGUCAUCUGGGUCCUCAUUCUUCUCCAUGGCAGUGGUAACAGUGGAGGGUCCAGGCACAGCAUCAGUAGUGGUGGAGGAGUUGUUGCAGGUUGUCCCAGAAAUGGAAAAGCUUGAUGAGGAAGCCCAAGAGAGGGAGGUGAAAAAAGUUCAACCUAGCAAAAGGGCUAGUAAGUUGUUGGCCUGUGAAAGUGUUGAACAUUGCUUUAAGAAUGGUAGCAGUGUGUCAGCCAGACAGAAGUCCUCUGUGGAGACAGAGAGUGAGAACCCUGCAAAGUACAACAUUGAUUACUUGUUGAUGCAGCAUGUGAAGCAGAAGAGAGAUGAAGACAACAGUCACAUUGGGAGCAGCAAAACAGCAGGCAACAUUGCCAGCAGUAGUUCAGUCAGCAACAGUAGUAUCAGUAGCAGCAGUGGCACUAGCAACAUUGGUGGCAGCAGCAGCAGCAGCAGGUCUAGUGGUGUGAUCCCAUGCCUCGUUGGAGAUGCCCGACCUCUCACUACAGCCCAGCUCUCCUCCUUCUGGCAUAUUCUCCCACAUUCAUCUCGAAUUGGAGAAGCUGUCAACCCCUGCCCAAAGCCACCACCCCCCACCACCACCUCCACCACCACCCCCACCAUCCACACCGGCACAGCCUCCUCCUGCUCCACCACUGCCACCCUCCCCACCACCACCACCUUCACCCAAUGUUGCAGUAGCAGUCACCCGUAGUAGCAGUGACAGAUUUAGUUCCCUCUUCCCUCCCCAACCUGCUCCUAUAUCCUGCUCCUUUCCCAGCAGUAUCUUGCGUUCUCCAUCAUCAAACACCCGGCCACAGUCGAAUCAGAAUAUCACAGGUCCUAUAUCAUCCCAUGUGUUGUCAUCUCAUCUCCCAGCUUCCAUACCUCCCCACCUUCCUUCUUCCUCACCAAGACUUCGCCCUCCUUCCCAUGCUCUUAUUUCAAACAGCCUCAUCUCAACCUUUGGUGUGUUUCCCAAUCCUGAUCAGCCUUCCAGCUCUCUUGGAAGAGGCCCAUCACCCUCCUUGGGCAGAUGUGGGACUCGGUGGGGCUCAGGGGUGCACAGCCGUAUUGUGCACAACAUUGGUAACCUUCAGCACCGUCCAGGCUCUCCACCCAGCACUCAGGAGUCUUUUCCAGCCUCAGUCUUUUCAGAGGAUGGAGACAACACUCAGCGACCAGAAGACCAUACUAACAAUCCAAUUCCCAGCUCCUCAUCCUCCUCCCCCAGCCUGCCAUCGCAGCUUCCCCGCGGCUCUUUCCGACUUCUGUUGAGACCUAGGAGGGGCCAGGGUGGGCCUUUGAUGACUCAGAAGACCUACCAUCCAUCACGCCGCUAUGAGUAAAUCUUUGAUGUCUUAUCAUUUGUUUAGAUUAACUUGAUUAACUUGAUGUGAUGAAUAAAGUGAGUUCAUUGCCAUGUAAUACAUUACAUUGAUGGAUUACUUUUGCUGUUAUCCAUCUCAUGUAAUUAGUGAUAGUUUUGAAAAGAAGAUUUUUGAGAUGAAGCUUUUUUUUUUGCUCAAUAUUGGGUAUUUUUUUCUAAGAACUACCUCUAUGGGAUGGCCACAAUAGAAGUUUCUGUUGAUUUGUGUCUUUGCAUUCCCUCCAUCCAUAGUCUGUACUCUCAUUAUCCUUUCUUCCUUCACUCUCACAUUCAUCAGCACUCUGUCCUCCCAUUUCAUUAGCUGUCCUCAUGCACCCACCUGUAUCAAUUUUACUCUGUCUUGGUUAUCUAAUUUUCUGUCAUUCUGUCAGUUUAGCCAAAUCAUAUUAUAGUACUGGAUUUAGCUGCUUAACCACCCCCUAUUUCAUUAUUUGCUUUUCAUUCUUAUUUGUUUAGCUGAAUGAAUAUUAAAAAAUAAUACCAAUCUCUAUUCAUUGCAUUUGUUGUGGCUUUCUGCUGUGAUUGUUGGCAUGUACGAUGCUCAGUCCCCUCUUAGGAACACCUUGCAUCACAUGGUUCAGGUUGCCUGUAAUUAUGUCAUUAAUGAAGACUUAACAAAGUGAAAUCAAAAUGAAUAAAUUCACAUUCUAGUGUCAUCUUCAGCAGAAAACUUAUAGAAGGAAAUAGCUUUGGGAAGUAGAGGUCAACUCUUAGUCUGACUAAAUCUUGUUUCUGCUAAUUGUUCAUAUCUGUGUAAUUUAUAUUAUUUAAAACAAGCUCUUUGUUUCAUUGAUCUGUUGUUAGUUUCAAGUAGCUCUUUACAUGAAAUAAAGUUUCUUUUGGUA
Scylla paramamosain (green mud crab) is the source of this 5345-nucleotide messenger RNA. RefSeq lists its product as uncharacterized. The coding region runs from base 1360 to 3825 and encodes 821 amino acids. Gene Ontology annotation, biological process: protein phosphorylation. The record is from RefSeq and is a predicted model, not a curated record. The transcript is spliced from 12 exons. Gene Ontology annotation, molecular function: ATP binding; protein kinase activity. NCBI's taxonomy places the organism in Eukaryota, Metazoa, Arthropoda, Malacostraca, Decapoda, Portunidae.